Molecule: messenger RNA, 4179 nt
Organism: Anthostomella pinea
Lineage: Eukaryota; Fungi; Ascomycota; Sordariomycetes; Xylariales; Xylariaceae
Source: the annotation of a GenBank genome assembly
AUGGAUAAUCCGCGGCCCAAUGGCAGUGGCUCCGGCUCUGCCUUUGGCCGUGACAUGAACAGAGCCGAGAAGUUCGAGGAGGAAAAGCGGCGCAUCGUUGAGAGCUGCUUCAACAAGAAGGACAUCGAUGGAUCAUUGCUGGAGACAUACAUCACCCACAUCAAGAUCACCGAGUUCUCGUCCCAUCCUACGAGCCCACCUCCUCCAGAAGCCCGAAGCCAAUCCGAAAAGCCUCGAGUCAUCAUUGUAGCCGUGCGGAAAUCGGGUCGAGUGCGCAUGCACAAAUCCAAAGAGAACGCGAACGGGUCUUUCUCCAUCGGCAAAACUUGGGAUUUGAAUGACUUGACCGCCAUAGAGUCCUUCACUGGCCCGACGGCCGAUCCGCAGAAGCGGGAGUGGGCGGGCGACACGGGAUUCACCGUCAGCAUCGGAAAGCCGUACUACUGGCAGGCCCAUGCAGACAAGGAGAAGAAGUUCUUCAUCGCUAGUCUCAUCAAGAUAUUUGGCAAAUACACAGGCGGCAAUGUCCCCGAACUCAAAGGGUUCGAGCAGCGUGAACUCGACCAAGUGCUAGGGACACGAAGGCCACCCCCAGGAGGGCGAGCGCCAACCGCUGAUUCCAUGUCACCGCGACCUACGCCGACUCCUCCUCAAAUCAAUGCCUUGCCUCCCCCUAGAGCCCCUUCUCGACCUCCCUCCCGACCAGAACCCAAGAGCAUGCGAUCCGAUGCCGGACUUGCGCAGAAUAAUGUCAAUUAUUCCCCUGCUACGAGCGUUGCUCCGCCAUUUCAGGCCUACCAACCUCCCUCGCCUGCGCGCAACCUAGCACCCCCCAACGGCACUGCAUCGCCUGCUCCCAGCAUGGACUCGACCCGUGCUGUCAACCAGCCUCCAGUACUGCGCAGGUUAGCUGGGAACAAUAGAAGUCAAGAUUCAUUCUCUACGGCGCGGAGCGACGAUACAGGAAGCAUACCCCCGCGAUCAAGAGGUGGCAUGCCGGGACCUGGCGUACACGGCAAGUUUGGCGAGUCGGAAAUAGUUUCAAAGGUCGACCUCCCAAGUAGGAAAAGGCCACCAAUGGAUCCAGCUAGACCGCAGAUUGGGAUUGGGGCAGACAGUGAUCUUGUUCCAGCACCACUGAUGGCCCAGGGCCCUCGAAGAGAACCGCAACCGCCUCCCCGAAGCACCGAGCGGAUGUUGAGCAAGGACUCCAUUGGGAAACAGCCAGAGGUCAGUUUGCCAAGGGAUACGCAAAGCCCAGUACCAGCACCAGUACCAGAACCAGCACCAGAACCAGAGAAGGAAUUGCCUACUGCUUCAAAACCGAGUACUGAUGGGAACUCGGCCGCUUCUGCUGCUCCGAGCCCAGCAUCCGAGACGCCACCUGUCGAGACGCCCGCAGAGGGAGACGACGAGAACCGCCCCGGGCUAGGCCCAAUGAUCAAGGCGAAGAAAUCACGUGGUGACUUAGCCGGCACCUUGUGGAAAGCUGCAUCAGCCGCAAGGGUCUUCCAACCGCGGCCUGGAGGAGCGGGAGAGCGGUUACGGGAGGCAAAAGCCAAAGCUGCGAUAGAGGGUCCGGAUGGAAUUACCGGCGUAGUGCCAGCUCCGCCUCGUCCAAUUCCUCAGCCCGAGACCCCUCAGCCUGCCGAACCUGUAUCGAAACCAGAGGGCACGACUGCGGUUGUGCCUGAAGUCCGAGUUACAGUGCCCAAUUCAAGUCGACCCAACAGCCUCCAACCUUCUAUUAAAGACGAUAACAGAAAGAUCUUGGAGGAAGCAAGCAAGGACGACGAUGACCCUCGGCGUCUUGCUGUCACCGGCAACGAUGUGAAAUAUUUUUCGGCCCUUGGUGUCAACACCGGCCUCGUCGCCGACACAACUGCAGAAUUUGCAACAUGGCUGGACCAUUUUGGUUGGCUACCUGGAGAACAGAUGCGAACGCGCAAUUUCGAAGAGAUGAAGAUGGAUGUAGACCGAGAACUCAACAAGGCUCAAGCUGGAGGCUGGGUCGUUCGGUUUCAGGAAGAGGAUGAAAGGGUUGACGGGAUCAAGAAGGGCCUCGAUUCGGCUAUUGCCGAGUGCGAUGAGUUGGACAAUCUGCUGACACUCUAUAGCGUGGAACUAUCUACACUCUCUGACGACAUUGCCUACAUUGAAGCCCAAGGUCAAGGUUUGCAGGUUCAAGCUGCGAAUCAAAAGCUCCUUCGAAAGGAACUCGAAUCGCUACUAGAUACAUGUGCCAUCACAUCAGAUGAUCUUCAAGCUCUCCAAGUCGCUCCCCUCGAAACGGCGUCCGGGCUGGAGGAAAUCGAGACCGCCCUUGUCACCCUGUUCAAGGCUAUGACGAAGAUCGACUCUUCCAUGGCUGCCUCCGAGCCUCGAAAGAGCGAGGAUGCAAGCAUGAGCGAACAGCACGCCACCCUGAACCCCGACUAUGGCAAGAUGCGAAUUGUUCAGGAGAAGAAGGAGAUGUAUCUCUCGCAAAGUGCCAGCUUCUUGCAAAGGUUUGGUGGAUUCAUGUCCCGCCAGAUCGACAAAGCUUCCGGGGAGACAAAGUCAGCCAUGGCCGGUGCUCUGUCCAAGAAGGUUGACCCACGCAACCACGAUUCCGGAAGGGGUGUGCUAUGGAAAUAUAGCCCUCUGGUCCUGUAUGCCCGAGAGGUGGAUCUCGAGCAGUGGAAUCGCUACCUCCAGAUUUAUCAGGAAAAGAACUUGCCGCUCUACAAAAUCGAGUUUAAGGACGUCGUUGACGCGUGGAAGCGAAAUGCGAGGAAACCUUCUGGUGAGGAAUUGGAGCUGCUCUUCACAUCACUGGAGGAGAAAAAACAAGAGAGCACGAUAGCGACUGCCAGAAGAGUCACUGUCAAGAGGAGUCAGACUCUGGCGAGGUCCCUAAGAACUCCCCUGGGCGACGGGGGCAGAGCCACUAGCGAGAAGGGUGCCGAUACCCGCAAUCUACCCUAUGAGGCGUUUGCUGGUAUUAUGGACGAUUUGAUGCCUCUCGUGGAGAUUGAGCAGAACUUCAUUGUGGACUUCUUCCACGCUACAACCUUGGAGACAGCCGAUUUCCCAGACCUAGUGGCAGCAGCGAGGCCUCAAGACCGGCGAGGUGGUGACUUGAAACGACACAGGGUGAUGGAACCCGAUCGAGAGCUUGCUAGGAGGGUGACUCGAUCUAUGGAGGUGAUUUUCUCCUUUCUGGAGCAAGACCUGCAAAACGUGGUCAACUGGGUCUUGUCACAAGAUGCGCUUCAGGGAGUGGGUGUCCUUGCCAUCCUGGAGCGCAAGCACUUGGAGAUGACUCAAUCGAAUCAAGACUUUCUGAACAACAUCCUGCAGAAACUUCACAGCAGUCUCGAGUCCAAGUUCUCCAAGUUUGUUGAAGAUCAGAUACGUGCCAUCGAGGAGACAAAGGUCAAGAUCCACAAACGCAAGGGCGUGAUAGCGUUCAUGCGAAUCUUCCCACACUUCUCCAGUGCAGUUGAGAACAUGCUCUCGGCCGUUGAUACGACGUCGUCUGUGAGGAAGACUGUUGAUCAGGAGUAUGACCGUAUUAUCAAAUCCAUGUUCGACUCUCUCAAAGUCAUUGCUCGGGAAAAUCCUGCUACUCUCACGAGUAACGGUGCCGACCCAGAGGACAAAGAGGCACUCAACUACCACAUCCUACUGAUCGAGAACAUGAACCACUUCUUGGAAGAGCUCGAUACCCAUGGUCUCGAAAUACUCGAGGACUGGAAAGAAGCCGCAGCGGGAGAGAUGGCCGAGCACUUGGGUCUUUACCUCAAUGCGGUAAUGCGUCGACCACUAGGCAAGCUACUCGAGUACCUGGAGAACAUCGAGGCUCAAGUAGCCUCGGGCAAGAAUAUGUCCAUCAUAGCUGCCCAGCCCAGCAAUGCGAAGGGGACAUUCAAUAAAGUCCUCAGUGGCUACGACGGACGCGAAGUCCGGAAGGGCAUUGAAGCAUUGCGCAAGCGAGUGGAGAAGCAUUUUGGGGAUGCCGACGAUCCCAAUCUGAGCCGCAGCCUCGUUAACCACGUGCUCCGCGAGUGCGAAAAGUUCUACAACGACAUCGAGGUGCGCAUCUCGACCAUCACGACGAGUGUAUAUGGCGGCGAUGUAUUAUUUGAGUGGCCCCGGGCGGACAUCAAGAGCGCCUUCUCCAACACUGGUCGGUAG